CGCCCCGCACCCGCGCCCCGCGGCCGGCUCGGCAGGGCGGCGGCGGCCCCGGCGGCCCCGGGCGGCGGCGGCGGAGGGAUCCGCGGCGGCCAUGGCGGCCCCGUGACGCCGCCGCCCCGCCCCGCCGCCGCCCUGCCCGGCGCGAUGGAGAAGGCGCCCGAGCUGCUGCCCAAGGGCCGCGCGGCCGGCGGCGCCCGGAGCCCGGCGGGAGGGGCGGCCACCAACGGCGGGCGGGCGGCGAGCGAGCCCGACAGCGGCGGCAGCGACGACGAGCACGAUGUGGGGAUGCGAGUCGGCGCGGAGUUCCAGGCGCGGGUCCCCGACUUCGACCCAGGUGCCACCAAGUACACAGACAAAGACAAUGGAGGAAUGCUCGUGUGGUCCCCUUACCACACCGUCCCCGAUGCCAGACUGGACGAAUACAUCGCAGUCGCCAAGGAGAAGCAUGGCUACAACGUGGAGCAGGCGCUGGGCAUGCUCUUCUGGCACAAGCACAGCAUCGAGAAGUCCCUGGCUGACCUCCCCAACUUCACUCCCUUCCCCGACGAGUGGACGGUGGAAGACAAAGUCCUGUUUGAACAGGCCUUCAGCUUUCACGGCAAGAGCUUCCACAGGAUUCAGCAGAUGCUUCCAGAUAAGACAAUCGCCAGCCUUGUAAAAUAUUACUACUCCUGGAAAAAAACCCGGUCGAGGACAAGCCUGAUGGACCGCCAGGCUCGCAAACUAGCAAACAGACACAACCAGGGGGACAGCGACGACGACGUUGGGGAAACGCAGCCGAUGGAUGGGAACGAUAGCGACUAUGACCCCAAAAAGGAAGCCAAGAAAGAGCAGGGCGGCGCCGAGCAGCCCGUGCCGAGCGGCAAGCUGGGGCUGGGGAGAAGGGAGUACCAGAGCCUGCAGCACCGCCACCACUCCCAGCGCGCCAAGUGCCGGCCGCCCAAGGGCAUGUACCUGACGCAGGAGGACGUGCUCGCCGUCUCCUGCAGCCCCAGCGCGGCCAGCACCAUCCUGCGGCAGCUGGACAUGCAGCUGGUCUCUCUCAAGCGCCAGGUUCAGAAUGCUAAGCAAGUAAACAGCGCACUGAAGCAGAAAAUGGAAGGUGGGAUCGGAGAGUUCAAACCGCCUGAGUCAAAUCAGAAAAUUAAUGCCCGUUGGACCACAGAGGAGCAGCUCCUAGCAGUGCAAGGUGUCCGCAAAUAUGGUAAAGAUUUUCAAGCUAUUGCAGAUGUAAUUGGCAACAAGACUGUUGGCCAAGUGAAGAACUUCUUUGUAAACUACAGGCGUCGGUUUAACUUAGACGAGGUAUUGCAGGAGUGGGAAGCAGAACAAGGAACCCAGGCUUCUCAUGGUGGCGCUCCUGCUUUAGGGGAGGAGACAAGAUGUGCUUCUCCUGUGCCCUCAGGGAAGAACGCUGAGGAAGGAGAGGAGGCCCAGACGCCGCACGCCCCUCGCUCCCUGGGCCCGUCGUCUCCCGCCCCGUCGGCCCCGUCGGCCCCGGCCCCGUCGUCCGCCCCGACGCCGCCAGCCCCCGUGGCCGUGGCCGCUCUGAACCAGCCUCCGCCCCUGCUCCGCCCGGCGCCGCCCAGCGCCCCGGCCCUCCACCGGCAGCCGCCCCCGCUGCAGCAGCAGGCCCGCUUCGCGCAGCCCCGGCCCGCGCUCCACCAGCCGCCGCCGCUCAUCCGGCCCGCUAGCUCGCUGCCGCCGCGCCUCAACCCCAGGCCUGUGCUGGCCGCCGGCGCCGGGCAGCAGCCCCCGUCCCUCGUCGGCAUCCAGACGGAGCCGCAGCCCUCGCUGCACUAGAUGGAGCUGCGGUCCUCGCUGCAGCAGACGGAGCCGCGGUCCUCGCUGCACUAGACGGAGCCGCGGCCCUCGCUGCACUAGAUGGAGCCGCGGCCCUCGCUGCAGCAGACGGAGCCGCGGCCCUCGCUGCACUAGACGGAGCCGCGGCCCUCGCUGCAGCAGACGGAGCCGCAGUCCUCACUGCACUAGACGGAGCCGCGGUCCUCGCUGCAGCAGACGGAGCUGCGGUCCUCGCUGCAGCAGACGGAGCCGCAGUCCUCGCUGCACUAGACGGAGCCGCAGCCCUCGCUGCACUA
Molecule: messenger RNA, 2099 nt
Organism: Erinaceus europaeus (western European hedgehog)
Lineage: Eukaryota; Metazoa; Chordata; Mammalia; Eulipotyphla; Erinaceidae
Gene: RCOR3
Product: REST corepressor 3
Exons: 12
Coding region: 145-1803 (552 amino acids)
Biological process (GO): negative regulation of DNA-templated transcription; regulation of transcription by RNA polymerase II
Cellular component (GO): transcription regulator complex; histone deacetylase complex
Molecular function (GO): transcription corepressor activity
Source: RefSeq, a predicted model, not a curated record